AUGCCUUCAGAUCAACCAAUUCCAGAUGUCUCACAUACGCAAGCCACAGCUGAGAGACAGACAACUCCCAGAGUCAUGAGAAAGUAUUCCUUUCUGAUGUUCAAUAUGAUGGUUAGUGAGACCGUGUGUAAGGAAAAUCAUGUUGUCUAUCAUGAUAUUAGGGGGAAUUUCACUGCUCUCAACUCCUUGUCUGUCAUUGUUGAAGUUCAAAUGGAGGAUAAUGAAAGCAGAAGAUCAGGCAUAACAGAAGCUCUAGAGCAACUGCUUACAGAACUUGAAGAUUUUCUGAAGAUAUUGGACAAGGAAAACCUCAGCAGCACUGCAAUAGUGAAGAAGAGCUUUCUGUCUGAUCUCCUUCGGCUCUGCACAAAAUCAAGUGGCGGCGAUGAGGAAUACAUUUACAUGAACAAAGUCACCAUCAAUAAACAGCAAUGUGAACCAGAGAAAGCUGAGAACGUUCUGGGUCAGAGAGACUCCUUGACCAAUGGAGAAGUGGAACAGCAUUUGUCUCCUCCUCAGAAGAGCUUGCCUGACCUCCCGCCACCAAAAAUAAUUCCAGAAACAAGGCAGCAUUCAUGCACCAAAACCGAGUCUCCAGAGGGGUACUACGAAGAAGCGGAGCCCUAUGGCAUCUCUACGAAUGAUGACGGAGAAGUGGUCAGCAGCUCCUAUGAAUCCUAUGACGAGGAAGAGAGCAGUAAGGGCAAGUCAGCUCCGCACCAGUGGCCCUCCACUGAAGCUUCCAUUGAACUCAUGAAAGAUGCCCGGAUCUGUGCUUUCCUAUGGCGGAAGAAAUGGCUGGGGCAGUGGGCCAAGCAGCUGUGCGUCAUUAAGGACAACAGGUUGUUGUGCUACAAGACGUCCAAGGACCACAACCCCCAGCUCGAUGUUAGUUUGGUGGGCUGCAGCGUCAUCCACAAGGAGAAGAAUGUGAGGAAGCAGGAGCACAAGCUGAAGAUCAUCCCAAUGAAUGCAGAUGUCAUUGUGUUGGGCUUGCAGAGUAAGGACCAGGCGGAACAGUGGCUCAGGGUUAUCCAAGAGACAAGCGGUCUCUAUCUUGAUGGGCUGUGCGAUGGGAACCAAUAUAUUCCAGACUCCCAGCGGCUUAGUUAUCCCAAAGUGGAGUCAUCGGAGAGAUAUUCAGUAACAUCAGAAAGUGGAGGCAGCAUGGAUGGCCAUCCAGAACUGCAAGAAACUAAAGAUGUUAAGAAAAAAGGCACAUCUGGAUUAAAGCUGAGCAACUUAAUGAACCUUGGGAGAAAGAAAUCAUCCUCAUUGGAUGGUCCAGAAAGGUCUUUGGAUACUUGUACAUACCUGAAUGUACUUGUGAACAGCCAGUGGCGAUCUCGGUGGUGUCACAUUAAAGACGGGCAGCUGCAUUUCUACCAGGACAAGAACAGAAGCAAAUCUGCUCAACAGCCUCUGAGCCUGAUAGGCUGCGACAUUAUUCCAGAGCCAAGCCUUGACCAUCUCUACUCUUUCCGUAUCCUGCAUAAUGGGGAAGAACUGGCCAUGUUAGAGGCCAAGUCUUGCGAAGAAAUGGGCCACUGGCUAGGCCUCCUUUUAUCAGAAUCUGGCUCGAAGACAGAUCCUGAAGAACUGACCUAUGACUAUGUGGAUGCUGACAGGGUGUCCUGCAUUGUGAGCGCUGCAAAGAAUUCAUUCCUUUUAAUGCAGAGGAAGUACUCCGAGCCCAACACCUAUAUUGAUAACCUGCCAAAGGGAAAAGGGGAACAAGAGGAACUCUAUGAUGAUGUGGACGUUCCAGAGGCAUCAGUGGAGGAAACACCCCCAAAUGAAAGCAGAGGUGAAGGGGAACAAGACAGAGUCUACCUAGACCUCACUCCUGUUAAAUCCUUCCUUCAUUGUGCUGGCAAGAAGCAGGCUCAGAUGUCCCCUUCAGAUUCUCCUUCUUUACAAAGAGCUUCAACUAAGAAUGCAACAGACUCCACCAAAGACUCAUCCGCGAUGCAUAAAGAAGCAGAUUUUAGCAGGAGGUCAAUGGAAAUCCCAGACCAGAAACAUCAAGGCAUCGAUGAGCUGCUGCCUUCACGGACAACGACGGUAAAAAUCCAGACACAACAGCAGCAAACAAUUGCCUUUCCUCAGAGUGGCCCUGAGAUCAAGGACACCACGACAAUUGUGACUGUUGCCAAAGAGAAACUGGACCGGUCCAAGGUCAUUAAUACAGCACCUGUAGAAAUCAAACUAGGCAAGAACAGGACAGAGGUGGAGGUGAAGCGGUACUCAGAAGAGAAAGAGCGCCUGGAGAAGGAGAAAGAAGAUAUCCGCUCUCAGCUGGCCCAGCUUCGGAAAGAGAGAAGGGAGCUGAAAGAGAUGCUGAUAAGCUGUGCAGAUAAGAGCCUUUUGUCUACAAAGGAGCAAAAACUGAAGGAAAUAGAGGAGGAGUGCAAAAAGAAGGAAGAUCAGCGUGUGGACUUGGAGCUGAGCCUUGUCGAAGUCAAGGAGAACCUCAGGAAAGCAGAAUCUGGUCCUGUUACACUAGGCACAGCUGUGGAUACUACACAUCUGGAAAAUGCAAGUCCCAAAGUGAAAGUUGCCAACCCUGUGAAUGGCACAGAGAACUCACCAGUGAAUUCAGCAAUGGCAUUGAAAAACCGGCCAUUAUCUGUUAUGGUCACAGGCAAAGGAACAGUUCUACAGAAAGCAAAGGAAUGGGAGAAAAAAGGUGCUAGUUAGGAAAUCACAGCAUCCAGAAUGGACUUAAGACUAGAACUGGCCCUGCAUAGACUAAAGGACUUUAUUGCCAGUAGGUAAAAAGGUCCAGAUCAGACAAAGCACGGCUGGCAGCAUUCUGUGUCAUCUGUCUAGAAGAAAUGAUGGACCUGGGACUUAUAUCAACACGGUCUUCUUCAGAAUAAGGAUUUUUCUCCUUUUAGCAGAGUUGUGCUGUGUAGCUAAGAGAGUUAACACAAAUGAAAACAUUGCUUCUAACCCUAUUGAUGUCUUUAAAAUGUUGCUGUACAUAAGGAUGCUUUUGUGUAUUUCUACGUUGGUGUUUUAUCAUUGUACAAUCCAAGAUUUGUCAUUAAUAACAGAGCAUGGAGUUAUGACUUCAAACCGGAUCUGUUUAAUGCUCUUUUGUUUUAUUUUGUUACACCUGGGCCAUAGGAUA
This is a messenger RNA of Euleptes europaea (tarantolino), 3136 nucleotides long. RefSeq names its product actin filament associated protein 1 like 2 (gene AFAP1L2). The transcript is spliced from 19 exons. Gene Ontology annotation, molecular function: SH3 domain binding; SH2 domain binding. Gene Ontology annotation, cellular component: cytosol. Gene Ontology annotation, biological process: positive regulation of epidermal growth factor receptor signaling pathway; inflammatory response; regulation of interleukin-6 production. The coding region runs from base 1 to 2700 and encodes 899 amino acids. NCBI's taxonomy places the organism in Eukaryota, Metazoa, Chordata, Lepidosauria, Squamata, Sphaerodactylidae. The record is from RefSeq and is a predicted model, not a curated record.